Messenger RNA from Nasonia vitripennis (jewel wasp), 1956 nucleotides. RefSeq names its product gamma-soluble NSF attachment protein. Gene Ontology annotation, cellular component: SNARE complex; vacuolar membrane. The transcript has 8 exons. Gene Ontology annotation, molecular function: syntaxin binding; soluble NSF attachment protein activity. Bases 427 to 1527 code for a protein of 366 amino acids. NCBI's taxonomy places the organism in Eukaryota, Metazoa, Arthropoda, Insecta, Hymenoptera, Pteromalidae. The record is from RefSeq and is a predicted model, not a curated record. Gene Ontology annotation, biological process: intracellular protein transport.
GACUACAACAUAGACUCGGCGAAAGGGCGAAAACCGCAACUGAAGUCUGAAACUCGCGCACAAGGGGAUGGCUAGAGCGAGUCGCGAGAUAGUGCUGACGACGUGAGCAGCCAGUGGCUAAUGGUAGCUCUCUUGCGUCGUCUGCAAGUUUGACACGUUACCUAAAAAUAAAUACAUCCUGCGGACACUUGCGUUAAAAUCCACAACACAACGUCAUCGUGCGUAUACCUACUGCGCUGCGUGUGUGUCAUUCAGUAUAGCUAUCUCUGCUGUCCGCGAGUAUCCGAUCAAUCGAAGCAAGAUUCGUGCGCGCACUCCACGUCGACCCCGACAAUACGGAGUCGAGGGACUGUCGCGGAUUGACAGGCUCGUCGCUGCUCUGAGGAGCCCGGGACACCAGCAGGACCAGCCAAAAUUCGCAGGAGAAUGUCGAAGAUCGAGGAGGCGAACGCCCACAUACGGCAGGCGGAAAAGAGCCUGAAGACGACGUUUCUCAAGUGGAGGCCCGAUUACGAUGUCGCCGCGGACGAGUACUCGGCUGCAGCCACUUGUUUUCGCGUCGCCAAGAACUAUCAGCAAUGCAAGGAUUGCCUUAUGAAGGCUGCUGAUUGCUUCAAGCAAAACAGAUCCUGGUUCCAUGCAGCAAAGAAUUACGAGCAGGCUCUUUUAGUUUUGAAAGAAAUGAAUCAAUUAGCAGAAGCACCCAGUUUGGCACAUAGGGCUUGUUCACUCUACGAACAGCACGGUUCUCCAGAAUCUGGUGCAACAGUUCUGGACAAAGCAGCAAAAAUGCUGGAAGCUACUCAGCCAGAGCAGGCAUUAGAAUUGUACAAACGAGCAUCUGAUGUUGUUAUGGGAGAAGACAGUCCCAGGCAAGCUGCUGAAUACAUGAGUAAAGUUGCUCGAAUCUUAGUAAAACUUGGUAUGUAUGAUCAAGCAGCUGAUGCCGUCCGUCAAGAAAUUGGCAUGCAUCAACAAAUUGAUCAUCAACCAUCAGUGGGAAGAUUAGCAGUAGCAUUAGUUUUGGUUCAGCUAGCAAGGGGAGAUCAGGUUGCAGCUGAAAAAGCAUUUAAGGAAUGGGGAAAUUACUGUGAUGCACCAGAGGUACAAACUUUAGAAAUGCUAUUACAAGCAUAUGAUAACGAAGAUGCAGAUGCAGCAAGAUCAGCACUUAAUAGUCCAUUUAUUAAGCAUAUGGAUGUAGAAUAUGCAAAGCUUGCUCGAGGUCUUCCAUUACCACAGCAAGAGUAUGCUGUACCACCAGUUGGUGUGCGAGCGAAUGCUGCCCCUUCAUACAUAUCGCCUAAUGCCAAUAAAUUAACAGGUCAGGCGACCGUUGAAGCAGAAGUCAAUCAAGAAGAGAAAGUCUCUUCACCUAAUUAUGAAGAAGAAGAGGACGAACCCAGUAAACCCACUCCAGUUGCAGAAUCUGAACCUGCACCUCAACCUGAAACUAGUCCACCACCUGCUCCAGCAGUAACACAGGAAGAAGAAGAAGAAGAAGAUUAUGAAGGCGGAUUAUGUUGAUCUCGGAAAAUUCUUAAUAAUUCGAUUGUAGCUAUAGUUCAUAUAGCUAUGUCAAGCCAAUUUACUGUUUAUUGUCUUCAUAGAUUAUGUGCUGUGUUGAUUCAUGAAAAAAUUUUAAAAAAAGCUUAAGCGUAUACAAAUUGUUUAAAACUAAACCCCAUCUUGCACAUUGAAAAUGUAUAUUACUCUCAGAGUCACACAGCUAAAAUAUGUUGAUUAUGAAAUUUUUUUAAGUAUUUAGCUUUGAUGACAUUCUUGGGAAAACAAUUGAUCAAUUCACAAUAUAAUUAUAAUGAUGAUUGAUUGUCUCACAGUUACAGAUAUGCGAUUCUGAACUCGUGUCGAGUGCACCGCAAAUAAAAAAUGUUAUAAUUACUGAAAUGUAUAAGCCUAAAGUGAAAUGCAUUUAUUCUUAAACAAACCUAGAAA